AAAAUAGAUCUACAUCGGGAUCGUAAUGUACUGAAACCCAGAUCCAACAUCCACGAUGUCGAUGAAACAGAUAUUGGAAGAAUUAAAAAUGGGAUAUGCAAUUAAACGAUUUGAAGAGGAAAGAAUCGAUGUAGAUAACUUUUUAAGUGUAACAGAUUUACAAUUAAUCAACUUAGGAAUAAUUACGAUCGGGGAUAGAAUCCGACUUACAGAGAGGGUAAAAAGAAACGCAAGAAGUUCCGUUCUGGAAAGCGCGGACGAUUUGGUGGCAAUAACAGAUUCAAAUCCAAUCGCCUCUAUUUUGUCUCACCAAAGAAAAAUGCUUUUUGGAAACAAGAAGUCCAAAAGACGCCACAGUUUCCCCGUAAAUCAUGACCCCGAAAAAUUAGAUAUCCCAAAACGCCGUAAAGUGACAAGAACUUGGACAAUGACUGUUGUUUGUUUGGCAGAUAAAGAGUCUUCAAGGGUGCCAUCAUCUGCAGAGAAAGAAAUUCUGUUUAAAGCAGGCCUAGGUACCCGCAAAAUACAGUUUUUAACAUCUGACACCGAGGCUGAUGUUUUAAAGACUAUAACUUCAGACAGAUCAACAGAAAAUGGUCAGACUAUUGGAUUUCCUCAGCUUAAUAACUGUGGUGGGUUUGAACUGCUCAAAUGCACCCAAAACAGCAGAGAACUCUCUCUAAUUGAUUGUGAGUGGUCGGUUUCUCAACUUAAAACAUAUUUAGGGAGUCAAACCAAGAUUUAUAUACGACCAGUCCAAACAAGUCUCAGUACAACACCAAUUGAUAAUAAUUUUCAAAUCAAGACAGAAGAAAUUUGCAAGUUUUGCAACAAGGGCUUUUCUAUUAGAAAUCUGAGACAGCAUGUUAAAACCUGCAAGGACAAGCCAAAAACAAUAGAGGUAUGUGAGAGUGAUAGUGAUGAUCUACCAGAUCCUGCUUUAAAUGAUCAUGGUGGCCUUUGGAGUUUUUUAAGUGAUGCAAAUAUAGAGUUUUUGCCUGCAGCAGUGGAUGCAGUAGAUCCACUUGGUGAUGCAGUACCAAUAAAUGCUUCAACUUCAGUUACAGAUGUGAUUGAUGAAGUAUCCCAAACUGAAGGGAAUAGCAAUUAUAAUGAACAUGCAUCUAGUUCUUCUAGUAAUGUUUAUGUCCAUACUGGGGAAGAAAUAAAUUCCAGCUCUGACAGCACUACAAGUUCCACACAGAAUGCUACAGUCUCUCCUACUAUGUAUCAAAAGGCAGAAACUGUAUGUUUGAUAGACAGUGUCAUAUCUAGUGCAAUUGAUCACUGCCUUACUGAGAACAUUACUGAUCCAGUGGAAAUCCUAAGACAUAUGCAAAAAGUUAUAGUGACUGGAAGAAGUUUGGAACUCGACGAUUUAUUAAAUUGUGAUUCAGGAGACACCUCUUUCAUCAUGGUGGAUCGAGGAAAUAUUUUGGAGACAGCAUUUGAUGAAAUUAAAAGCAUAACAGACAAAGAUCUUAGAAAAACAUUGGAAGUUAACUUCUACAAUGAGUGUGCUUCAGAUCAAGGGGGGCCACGUAAAGAAUUUUUUCGUCUAGUGCUCAGUGCUGUCAAGGAAAAGUAUUUUGACAAAGGUUUGCGAGAACACCUGGCAAAAGAUUAUGUGACGGUUGGAAAAAUUAUGGCUUUAAGUAUCCUGCAAAAUGGACCAAUGCCAAGCUUUUUAAAUGAGGAUAUUCGAAUUGACCUGUUUUCUGGGAAAGAUUCAAGUUCAUUAUGCAUAAAAAAUCUAAGGACUGGAUUGGAUGUUUUGGGAGUAGUCAAGGUUGGAAGCAUUUUACCAAUGUUUGUACACCUUCUUAAUCCCAGCACAACUUGUCUUACAUUGAAAGCUGUUACACAGCUACUAAAACCCCAUUUUUCAGAAGAGGGUUCAAAUGACAGAAAGUAUGAAAAUAGUGUAUAUUCAGCAUUCUUAAGAUAUAUGCGAUCAGCAGCAAGUGGAAGAAGAGGAGAUGUUUCACUUCAGCACAUACUCCAGUUUGUUACAGGAGCAUCUGAAGAGCCCAUCCUUGGAUUUUGCCACCCUCCCUCCAUAGAGUUUGUAAAACCUCGUGAUGACACACGCUUUAUACCAACAGCAAAUACAUGCAUCAAUUCUCUGAAGUUACCACGAGGGACCUUAGAAAUCAAAUUGCCGGCAGAUGAAGAGCUAUUUUCUCUGUAUGAUUAUGCCUUUUUAAAUACAUUUUAUGGGCUUAUUUGAGUUCCCUUGUAAAUGUGUGUUUCUGUUUCUUCAAAGGUUAGUUUGAUGUUGAUAUGAAGGGUUACUUAUUAAGGGUUACAUUGUUGUAUACCCCCAUACUAAAUUUAAGGUAUGGUCCUGUUGUGUCAAGAAGAAGGAUUAUCUUGGAUUUGUCAGUAUUCUGAAUUUUGCUUUUUAAUUAUUUUAUGUAUGGUAGAUACACUAUGGGACACUCUUAAGCAAGAUUUUUAGUUGGUGUUUCUCACAAGUUAACAGAGAUACAUGUACCUGUAUAUGAUGAUUCACUUUGGUCUUAGUCUUUUAAGUCACCUGAGUGACUCAAUUGGUUUUCGUCCAUUGUCAUGGAUUAAGAAUUGAACAUUUUUAACUUCUUCUUGAAAACUAUGUGGCCAAUUUUUUUCAAGGGGGGUAAGAGAAAGGUAAAUUGUAAACUUCAUUGGCAUUUUUGCAAGAUUUCAGGUAGGGAGAGGGGGGGUAUUACCAUGUUUUAGAUAAUAUUUACUCCAGAAUAAAGCUAAUUGGUUGCACAGAGAGAGAGAGAGAGAGAGAGAGAGAGAGAGAGAGAGAGAGAGAGAGAGAGAGAGAGAGAGAGAGAUGAGAAUUCCUGCCAGGUGUUGUGUAUUAGCUGAGGUACUCAGGUGACUGUUAGGACCUGUUGGUCUGUUGAUAUUAGAUUUUGGGGAAGACAUACCAUGUACCUUGUUUUUUAAACUUUCAGUUUUAAGAAAGCAAAAUGGUUUUUUAUGCUUUUCUUUUUGGAUCUGAGAAAAAAAAAUCAUCAGCACACUCUAUUCAACUAUCUUUUAUUCAAAAGAGUCAAAAAGACUGCUUUAUGGCCCAGGUUUACGAUGUUGUACAGUAGUUUUUCCUCCUCUUGGCUUGCAAUUUUUGUGAAGAUUAUUUUGAUAAUAUUACUUGUAAAUUACUCCUUUUUAACUUUUAUCCACACCUAUGAUGUAUGAUGCUCCAACUUUCACGAUUUAUUGUAGUUUUUUUACAUGAUGAGUCAUUUUUGAAAGGUAAAGUAAUGGAAAAUCUUUUUUUUAAAUUUACAAUUAGGGGUCUAUAACUCUAUUGUUCAUAAUAUACAUAGAAGGAAUGUCCCGUGAUUUGUAUUGCAAAUUCAUUGUUUACAAAACAUGUUUAUAGAGUAGUACAUGUAUAUAACAGCCUUGCAAGGGUACAAUUUUCACUGGGACAGAUGUUGUUUAAUUUGAUUUGUUGAAUUUCCUGAUAAAAUUUGCCAAUAUGAAACAUGAUUAAAAGAAUCAGAGGCAGUGUGUUUUACAUUUCAGACAAUUUUGUUAAAAUAUAUAUUAUAAUUUUUUUCUGAAUCAGAUUGAUUGUAUAAAAUAGAAUUGAUUAAAUAUUUAAAUUAGGAUUAUAGAAGUCAAAAUUAGUAUGAAUCAAUAAAGGUAAUAUUUUUAAUAUUUUUGAAAACUGCUAAGUAGUUACUGGUAUCAAAAACUGUUUUCUUUUUGUAUAAUUCAUGCAUCAAAAUUGCAAGUUUUAGUAGAAAAAAAAUGAUUUGAUAAUAAA
Molecule: messenger RNA, 3769 nt
Organism: Magallana angulata
Lineage: Eukaryota; Metazoa; Mollusca; Bivalvia; Ostreida; Ostreidae
Exons: 6
Coding region: 56-2230 (724 amino acids)
Biological process (GO): ubiquitin-dependent protein catabolic process; protein polyubiquitination
Molecular function (GO): ubiquitin protein ligase activity
Source: RefSeq, a predicted model, not a curated record